Molecule: messenger RNA, 2190 nt
Organism: Anarrhichthys ocellatus (wolf-eel)
Lineage: Eukaryota; Metazoa; Chordata; Actinopteri; Perciformes; Anarhichadidae
Gene: ucn3l
Product: urocortin 3, like
Exons: 2
Coding region: 546-992 (148 amino acids)
Biological process (GO): digestion; adenylate cyclase-activating G protein-coupled receptor signaling pathway; hormone-mediated signaling pathway
Cellular component (GO): extracellular region
Molecular function (GO): corticotropin-releasing hormone receptor 2 binding; hormone activity
Source: RefSeq, a predicted model, not a curated record
CUGAGCAAUCAAAUCUUACAGACCGUGUAUUUUUUCUAAAAAUGUCUUUAAUUGGCCAGCAAAGUGUUAAUAUGAGGAUCGUGUGAAGGGUAAAACAGACACACACAAAGUCUCAGACUUCAUGAAAAACAAAACAAAGUUUGUCUUUGUAAAUAUGGUGGUGAUGUCUGCUCACCGACGGGAAGUCAUAUUUACUAACUUUUUUUUAUUUUUUUUAUUUACCAUACAUCACUGCAUCACAACCAAUGGGCUACUUCAGAGCAAACCGAAAUGUCAUCGGGAUGACGUUGUUGCUGGCGUAGGGCUGCAGUUUGAUGGCUCCUACUAAAUGAAUGCAGUGGGAAUGGACGAGCAAGACACGCUGCUGGUCAGACAGUGCGCGCUGCUGACCUCCGCACACGUUAUCAGUUCAUCAGGAUUUCUUAUCACAUUUUACCUUCAGAGGAUUUCUGCCUGAUUGUUUUUUCUUUGCAGGGAUACGUGUUGGGUGAUCCUUCUUAUUGUAUUCUUUAUUGUAGGACGCGAGUGGUCCCAGAGGGCACAGCAUGCUAUCGUCCCUGAAGACCCUGCUGCUGCUCUUGAUCCUGUGCACGCCGACCUCCAGUCUGUGCCUGCGCCUCUACCAAACCCGCGACGACUUCGUGUGCGACGACCAGACGGCAGUCGGUGUCCGGAACGACGUGGACGGCUGGGGGUCCCUCCUGCAGUCCGCGGAGUAUCUCUCCUCCUCCUCCUCCACUUCUUCUGCCGAAUCCAGUCGGGAAAAAAGGACUUCAAGUCCCGCAAACUACCGCUUCGUGAGCCGGACGAAGCUUAGAGGGCAGAUGCUCCGCAACAACAGCAAAGGGCACCGGAGGAGCAGACUGACCCUGUCCCUUGACGUCCCGACCAACAUCAUGAACGUCCUCUUUGAUGUCGCUAAGGCCAAAAACUUGCGAGCCAAGGCGGCCGAGAACGCGCGCAUGCUGGCUCAUAUUGGACGGAGAAAGUGAACAUGUUGGACAACUUAGAUGUAACAGCCAUGAUCAGUGUUGGCCUCCUCGAUACUCAAAUGUAAUGAAUUACUUCGUAUUGACUUUUACAUUAGGCUGUUGGUAUUAAUUUGUUUCUCCAGGGGAAGAUUAUUUUAUUUCCACUCACACAUUACAGGUAAAAGAAGCAUGUUUGCAUAUUUGAGUUGCUCUCAUGUUAAAGGUGCUGCAAAAGUCUUCUGUUAUUAUUUUUUUCCCAAAACACCAGAAACCUCCUUUUCGGACUGUGAGCUGUUACUAAAAGUUGAAUGAUGAAUUUUUGGUUUAUGUUUUCGGACAACUCAGCAUUAAACUAAUAAAUGAUACAAUAGUUGGCUGCAUACAUGUAGUAAAACUAUAACAUUUACAAAGUUCUUUACUCUUAACUUCACUUUUAAAGUUUUAUUUAUAGUCUACAGUUUUGGUUAAAACCAUAUUUGUGGUGGGAAUAAUUCAUGUAUUUCUCAUCACUAUCAGAAAUGUUGUAGCAACAAAGUAACUAUCUUUAAUCAAGAAAUAAGGUUAAGAGCAAUAUGGAGUUAUUUUACUUGUAUCAAGAUUAUGGACAUUUCCGUCAAGCAAACAUGAGACAUGAUUUGCAUUAACAUUAAUUACAUUAAUUGUCUCACCCUUUGGCAGAUUCCUUUCAAAUCUGAAAAGAAGAUUUUAAGGCUCAUGGACUUUUACAUUUCCCUGUCAAGAUGAGCAUGAGCUGCAAAGCAGGACUGCUUUUAGUAAAGACAAGCCCUUAGAUUUUUGUUGUCACAUUUUAAAUGUUGGACUAAACAAGAAGAGCAAAGCUGCACAGUUGUUCAGAGGGUCACAUGGGAGCCUAUGAUGGUUCUAGAUUCUUGUUUGAAACAUCGACAGUGGCAGAAACACCACACUGAACACUGACUGUACAAACCAACUGCAAGAUCCUAAAAUACAGUAAAAAUGCAAGUGCAUGAGAAUAUACAGUAUGUGUUCAUCAGAUGUCUGUUAUUUUUGUACUCAAAAUAAAAGAUUAUUUUUCCGCAAAUAAAGCAGAUGUAACUAACGACAUUUGCCCUUUUUUAUAUACAGUAUUUUGAACCAUGGUAUCCAUACAAUAUUCCUGUAUAUAUAAUUCCUCUACUAUCGUUAAGGCUAAUAUUAGAGCCUGAAUGAUACAUCAGCAUGUCCAGUUUUAUUGGCAAAU